Molecule: messenger RNA, 320 nt
Organism: Balearica regulorum gibbericeps (East African grey crowned-crane)
Lineage: Eukaryota; Metazoa; Chordata; Aves; Gruiformes; Gruidae
Source: RefSeq, a predicted model, not a curated record
GACUGUGUUGGCGAUUGCUGGAGAAGACUUUUGUGUUGUUGCCUCUGACACACGACUGAGUGAAGAUUAUGCGAUUCACUGCCGGGACAGUCCAAAAUGCUACAAACUAACAGAACAAACGGUCAUUGGAUGCAGCGGUUUCCAUGGUGACUGCCUUACCCUUACUAAAAUUAUUGAAGCAAGAUUAAAGAUGUACAAGCAUUCCAAUAACAAGACCAUGACUACUGGGGCUAUUGCAGCAAUGCUGUCUACGAUUCUGUAUUCCCGACGUUUCUUUCCUUACUAUGUUUAUAACAUAAUUGGUGGACUUGAUGAAGAAG